This is a messenger RNA of Impatiens glandulifera, 638 nucleotides long. Its product is annotated as cysteine-rich PDZ-binding protein. The transcript is spliced from 4 exons. Lineage: Eukaryota; Viridiplantae; Streptophyta; Magnoliopsida; Ericales; Balsaminaceae. Gene Ontology annotation, biological process: cytoplasmic microtubule organization. Gene Ontology annotation, molecular function: microtubule binding. The record is from RefSeq and is a predicted model, not a curated record. The coding region runs from base 105 to 395 and encodes 96 amino acids.
UGUUAAAGUAAAUUGGAGAAAAGAAUAGGACGAAUUAAUUUCAGCGAAUAGUCGAAUAUUAGAAAUCGUGAGAAAGAAAGGGGCAUUAGGGCAGAGGCCUGACAAUGGUGUGCGACAAGUGUGAGAAGAAGCUGUCGAAAGUUAUUGUACCUGAUAAGUGGAAGGAAGGCGCUAGCAAUACAACCGAAGGCGGAGGGCGUAAGAUCAACGAGAACAAGCUCCUCUCCAAGAACAAAAGAUGGACUCCCUAUGGGAAUACGAAAUGCAUCAUCUGCAAGCAGCAAGUGCAUCAAGAUGGCAAGUACUGUCACACCUGUGCUUAUAGUAAAGGAGUAUGUGCUAUGUGUGGCAAACAGGUACUUGACACUAAGUUCUAUAAACAGAGCAAUGUAUGACAUGUUUUGUAAGAGGAAUGGAAGUGAGGAUGGUGGGGUUGUUGCAAUUAUUCAUGGCACUUGCAAUGAUGAACAACUUAAGUAGAGAUGUAUUUUUAUUUAUGAAAAAAAUGAACGUUUUCUAAGCAACUAUGUAUGUAUGUGGUGGGAACAGUAGAAAUCCAGUUCUAGUUGUGAAUUCGGUUAUGAUCAAUGAUGUUGGUAUCCCAUUAAAUGAGAUUUAUAAUAUACACUUUUAUCUUC